Astyanax mexicanus (Mexican tetra) is the source of this 5397-nucleotide messenger RNA. RefSeq names its product transmembrane anterior posterior transformation 1a (gene tapt1a). NCBI's taxonomy places the organism in Eukaryota, Metazoa, Chordata, Actinopteri, Characiformes, Acestrorhamphidae. Gene Ontology annotation, cellular component: ciliary basal body; endoplasmic reticulum membrane. The record is from RefSeq and is a predicted model, not a curated record. Gene Ontology annotation, biological process: positive regulation of cilium assembly; maintenance of protein localization in endoplasmic reticulum. The transcript is spliced from 15 exons. The coding region runs from base 40 to 1815 and encodes 591 amino acids.
AUCGCCUGUGGUCCACACAGAGCAGGCGGGUAAGUGAAGAUGGCGGAUUCGCCAAGUGUCGGGUUGUCUGAGGAAACCGAGUCAGAGAAGCACAAGCGGGGGCACGCGGCGUGUCUGCGGGGCAGUGCGGUGAGGACCCGCAAACCAGAACCGGCGGAAACGCUGGGCUUUUAUGACCGACCGCCAGGAAGAGAGGAGCCGCGGGGGCGCUCAGGUGAGCGCGGGUCAGAGGUGGAAGAUGCUGAGGAGCCGUCCCUGUUGAGGUUUAUGUGUGCAGAGCUGACCAGGGGCUACUUCCUGGAGCACAACGAGGCAAAGUACACAGAGCAGAGAGAGAGAGUCUACACAUGCAUGAGGAUCCCAAAGGAACUGGAAAAGUUGAUGAUGUUUGGCAUCUUCCUUUGCCUGGAUGCAUUCCUCUAUGUGUUCACUUUACUGCCCCUCCGAACCCUGCUGGCCUUCCUGAGACUGCUGACCAUACCCUGCUGUGGCCUCAGUGCACAUAUUUGCCCAUACUGCAGAAGGAGCAGUGUUUCCCGAUUCCUGCAGCCCGCCCAAGUGUGUGACCUGCUGAAAGGUCUGAUCAUGGUGAUGUGUUACUUCAUGAUGCACUAUGUGGAUUAUGCCAUGAUGUACCAUUUAAUCCGGGGACAGUCAGUCAUCAAACUCUACAUCAUCUACAACAUGCUGGAGGUGGCAGACCGCCUCUUCUCAUCCUUUGGGCAGGACAUUCUGGAUGCUCUCUACUGGACUGCCACAGAACCAAAGUCCAGGAAAAGAGCCCACAUUGGAGUCAUUCCUCAUUUCAUCAUGGCUGUCUUCUAUGUCUUCCUGCAUGCCAUCCUCAUCAUGGUGCAGGCGUCCACACUGAACGUAGCCUUCAACUCCCACAACAAGUCUCUGCUUACCAUCAUGAUGUCCAACAAUUUUGUGGAGAUCAAAGGAAGUGUCUUUAAGAAGUUUGAGAAGAACAACCUUUUUCAGAUGUCUAAUAGCGACAUUAAGGAACGCUUCACUAACUACAUCCUGCUGCUCAUCGUGUGUCUGAGAAACAUGGAGCAGUUCUCCUGGAACUCAGAUCACCUGUGGGUGCUGCUGCCAGACGUCUUCAUGGUGGUGGCAUCAGAGAUGGCGGUGGACGUCGUGAAGCAUGCGUUCAUCACCAAGUUUAACGACAUCACUGCAGACGUGUACAAGGAAUACAAGGCCAGCCUGGCCUUUGAGCUCGUCAGCAGCCGACAGCAGAAUGCUUACACAGACUACAGUGAUUCUGUGGCCAGAAGAAUGGGCUUCAUCCCGCUGCCGCUGGCUGUUUUGCUGAUCCGAGUGGUGAUAAGCUCAGUGAAGAUCCAGGGGGCACUCUCAUUGGUCUGUCUGCUACUCUUCUACCUGGGAUUGAUUACAUUGAAAGUGUUGAACAGUAUAAUUCUGCUGGGGAAGUCCUGUAAAUACGUCAAAGAGGCCAACAUGGAAGCGAAGUUGUUCAAUGGAGCCAACCAAUCCAGUGCCACUCCAAAGAAGACCCCCAGCAAACCGACUACCACCACAUCUCCUCCCCCUCCCUCAGGUGAGCCGAAGGUGCGCAGACAGUCUCCCUUCGUCACCAAGCAACCCUCCCCCCGUACAUCAGGGCCACUCCUCCCAGACCCGACUCCCAUAACCAAAGAGACCAGUGAGCCUCCUCCAGAGAGCCCGUCUAAACCAGCGGAGGACAGCAGCGAGACGCCUCAGUCUCCUGAACUCAAACACAGAGCUCCAAAGAAAGACCUGCUGGAGAUUGAUCGGUUCACACUAUGUGGGAACCGAAUUCUCUGACCUCUGCCUGGAAACAGGAGCCAGGGUGACUUUUAAUCCACAGAGUCAGCGUCCAGGGACUGAACUGUUUGGCAGCUGUGAGUAUUUACCAGGGAAAUCACAGUGACAAUAAGUGCAUUCCAGGAGCAUGGAGGAUCUGUUUGCCAAUGUCAGCCUGGAGGAUCACAUUUCCAGAACUGGUCACUGUAUGGAAUGGAUGGAAGUCAGGGUCCUCUCUUGUUUUUGGACUUUGUGAGUCCAGAGGGAGAAGUAGCACUUAAUUAGCAUGAUUAGGAACAGGUGGAAAUAUGGAAUUUUUUAAAGUUAAGUAAUUUUUGUCCUCUCAACAUUUGAGGAAGGAAGAUUCUUGCAAAUUCACGAGUUGUAAAGCUAAAGAUAGACUAAAGUUUGAAUGAUAAUAACAUAUUUGACUCUUCUUGUAUAACGACUCUUCUACAGGCAGUUAAAAUAUCAUCGCUGUCAAGCAAAAACCUUGCAUCUUCAAGUUUUUCACUUUUCAUUAUAAUUUGAAUCUGAUAUCCGUACAUUAUGUCAGAUUUUUAUAAUGAAUGGACCAGUAUAUAGAAACUUCAUUUCAUUCUAUAGCAAUUAAGCCAAAAAUGUUUACCAUGUUGUCAAAUUUGCAACCAGAGUCUGUAACCAAGUCUCUCAGACCGCCUUCUUUGAGUUUACAUCACAGCCUAAAGAAUUGUAAUAUUUUUAACAGUAAAAGUGCAGCUUUUUAUGUAUUUUAUUACCAAGCACUGUACAUUUCCAUAAAAUACAGAACCUGAGCUCAGAUCUGUUUACCGCUGAGAUGAACCAAAGCUACAACAGUCCAGUUUUAACCCUUAAGCUGCUGCUGUGACCAUUAAAAGAAGAAUAAAUUCUGAAUUAAUCUGUAUUUUGACUAGGUCCAGACCACAAAAACUACCACUAAUCACAGCUUAUGUAGAUACACUAGCCAAUGUUAGCUCAGUGGCUAACAUCCACCUAGAUCACAUUGGACCUUUAUACUAGCAUUAGACUGGGAAAAAAAAUGUAAAGAACUUUGUGCAGAGUGUCUGUUAACUUUUUUGUUUUUACACAUUGAUUUCCAUUCGUUUUUUUAUUCUCCUGUAAAGCUGACAUUUUGAGAUACAAGGUAUUUGCCUGACAGCGAUAUUAGAUGGUGGCUAAUUUAUUCACUUACAUUUAAAAUCUACAUGAAGCAAAAUGUCUAUUCUUACAGUCAUACCAUAAUUAAGUAAAUAAGUUGGUGCUGGUCACAUGGUUGACCACAUGCUUUGUUCAAGUUGGAGGUAACUUCCAGCACACAGUGGAAAAGCCACAAACACCACAGCAAGUCUUCUUUACUCAUCAUUAUCGUGUAAAUAACAUUCCAUACCUACUGAUGUUGAGUGAUAUUCACUUUUUGUAACAUUUAGCCAAGUUUUAUUGGGAAAUUCCGCUUAGUGUGCCAAAAAGGUUAGUCCUUAAUGCCGUUUUUAGACUAGACUCUUAAAAGUGCAUUAGAAUUAACAUACAUUGAAGUACCUGUAUUAUACUCAAAUCAUCACCAAAUCAUUCCCUAACAGUAUCUUCUUAUUAACUUGCUUCUGUCUGCGCUGUAGUUCGUUCAUUAUGACCUCUGCCAAGAAUGCAGCUGAACCAGCCGGCAAAACGUUGCACUGAUAUAAUGAUCUACCGCAUUGUCUUAAACUGUACAGUAGAAGUAUCUAAAGCCUAGGUGCUUAAUUUAACAUUCGCAAGACACUCACAUGCAUGUUUACAUCAGUUACUAGUAAGAGGAAAAGGCAGAGCUCUGAUCUCUGUGUUCAUAGUUACAUUAUGUUGCUCUUCUGGUACAAUAUGAAGGAAUUUCUGAGGUGUUUUAAAGGGUUAUUUCACUGUUCUUUAAAUUCUGCAUGAGUUAGUUAUUGAAAACAAAGUAAUUCAGAGUGGUUUGGUUUGAAAUUGUACAUUGGUUGUAAACACAAAUAUUGAUCUUUUAUUUAUUAUCUGAAAUUAUUACAUGUAAAAGUACAGUAAGUACAGUAAAUUAUUAAAUUAGCAAUAUUAAAAUAGUAGUAAAUAUGAAUACAAUAGCUUUUCUGUUGAAUCUGUUUAGAUUCCCAAAACCUUUCAUGUGUCUCUCUGCCGUGCAUUUAUAAAAAAAAAAGGAUACACUGACAUGUCAAAAGUCAUUGCAUAGCAAACUACUGUUUAUUUUCUCCAUUAAAGCUCUUAUUUAAACUCAGUACAUUACAAUAUAUAUUUAAGCAAUAAUACAUGAGAGGGAGUGCUAUAACGUGUAAUAUUGGCACGUUAUUGGACUAACCUCAAGGGUAUUAUUGGAAUUAUACCACAGUUACAUUAUUACACUGUUUAUUAAAAGAUUUUGAGUUAAAGAGGUUGAGAAAAUAUGAUCUGUUUGGUUAUAAAAACGCCACGAGUUAAAAUAGUUCCAUUGCUGCUCUGUUUGUAGCUGCACUGUUUGGCUGCAUUGUUGCUAGGUUACCGGUAUGUUGUGGAGUAAUACAUGGAGUGCUUCGGUUACAGUGCAUUACUGGCUGAUAAUGGCACUCAUAGAACGCCUCUCAGCCAAUCACAUUGCAGGGUCGAAACUAACUGUGGUAUAAUAGAUAUUAUAAUACAGUAAAAAAUACAGUCUAGAUCAUGAGGUGUUAAAUCAGCAGAUGUCUCGAAAGCAUCCACACCUGUGUAAGUUGUAAGGUAAUAUCUUAAUAUGAGAGUAAAGUUAAACACUGGCCACAUUCUUAUGGCAAUGCAACAUGAAUUAUCAGGCUUAGAAUGACAAGGCCUGAUGGAUGAGCGGGUUGCCAGAUAGAUAAUUCCGAGAACAUUCCGUUUUCCAUUCCAAGUUGUGCGGGUGUUUUAACAUGUCUGACACCUUUUACACCAAUCCACUCUGAAUUACUUUUGUUUUUAAAUAUUAACUAUUUAUUUAUUCAGAAAAAUGGAUGAAAUUCUGCUUUAAUGUUUUAUAUAUUUUUCACAUUCAUGUACUUUUUUUUAACUGACCAAAAUUACAUCAAAUAUUGUUUGUUAUAACAACUUCUGAUUCAGUUUCGAUAGGGCUUGUUGAUGUACAUAUUAAAGAAAAAUAGUCAUUUUUAUGGCAAUAAAACCGAAUAAUAAUGUACAAAUAGAAAUAAGAAAUGGUUCUAUAUAUAUUAAAUUCUAAUUAUGAAUUAAUUUAAUAAUUUAUUCUGAAUAUUUUGCUAUUGCUUUGUUCGAGGCAAUGUUUACUUGACUAAGGGGGGAAUGCUCUCACUUUGUACGCUAUUAGAGCAUUUUUUUUAUACAUAAACUCGUAGUGUGACCCAUCAUAAACAUUCCUAAAUACAAGUAUUUAUAUUAAUAAGCUGUUAUUAAUAUUAUGAUGGGCACAGGUUGGGGAUGGUCCUGACUGGUCCUGUGGAUGACGGCACUACUGUUAUGCUGUAAUAUCUGAUUAUGUUUAAUGUGCCAUUUUUCCCGCAGUGCAGGGACGUGUCUCAGUAAUCUCGUGCGUUCAGGUAAAAGACGAAACAUUAAUAAGAGUAAAUGUAUGUUAAAACCCUGUUUUUAAAAUGGCUAAUAAAUGUAUUUUGUAACAUA